Molecule: messenger RNA, 1761 nt
Organism: Theobroma umbraticum
Lineage: Eukaryota; Viridiplantae; Streptophyta; Magnoliopsida; Malvales; Malvaceae
Product: P-loop containing nucleoside triphosphate hydrolases superfamily protein
Biological process (GO): purine nucleotide metabolic process
Cellular component (GO): cytosol
Molecular function (GO): GMP kinase activity
Source: RefSeq, a predicted model, not a curated record
AGCAUAGUCUCGGACCUAGAAAUACUCAGAACUCAACUCAAACCAAACCUUGAAAGUUGAAAUGCCCAAACUAGUCCAAACCCAAAAUACCCAACAACAAGCGAGGUAAAAAACCUCCUUUCUCAUCUCUACCUCCCCGGAUCUCGACUAAACAAAAACAAUCCCUCAUGUUUCGUAGACUCUGUACAUCUCUCUUUCACCCCAAAUCCUUUUCCCUUCUUCCCCUCCCCAAAAAACCAACCUUUUCAACUCCCCAGACUCUUCCCAAAGGACUCUUUUUCACUUCAACCAUCAGAAUGGCUAACACCCCAAAGUUCCAUUCCAUUCCUUCCACUGACAAAGCCUCAAAACCAGAGUUACUUCGUGCUCUGGAGUUCUCUUUAGGCUCUUCUUUUAGCUCUGACUCAAUUUGCCCAACCCCAAAUCCUUUAAUCAUUGUUAUAAGUGGUCCAAGUGGGGUAGGCAAAGAUGCAGUCAUCAAAAGACUGAGAGAAGUUAGAGAAAAUCUUCAUUUUGUUGUUACUGCUACAAGUAGAGGAAUGAGGCCUGGUGAAGUUAAUGGCAAAGAUUAUUAUUUUGUGUCAAAGGAAGAGUUUUUGUCGAUGGUUGAAAAAGAUGAGCUUUUGGAGUAUGCUUUAGUUUAUGGUGAUUAAGGAAUACCCAAGAAGCAGAUAAGGGAGUUUAUGGCAAAAGGGUGUGAUAUUGUGUUGAGGGUGGAUAUUCAAGGGGCCGAAACAUUGAGGAAGAUUCUUGGGGAUUCUGGGGUGUUUAUAUUUUUGGUGGCUGAGAGUGAGUUGGCUCUUGUGGAGAGGCUUAUUGACAGGAAGACUGAGAGUAAGGAGGAAUUGCUGGUGAGGAUUGCUACUGCCAGAGAAGAGGUGAAGUAUGUUAAUAGAUUUGAUUAUGUUGUUGUGAAUGCUCAAGGCAAGCUUGAGGAGGCUGUGAAUUUGGUGGGGUCUAUCAUUGAUGCUGAGAGGGCUAAGGUUUGCCAGAGGAGUCCGUUCAUUUGACACUUUUGUUGCGGAGGUAUCUUCAGUUGAGGAUUAUGGAGCCACGUUUGUCGAUGUUUCUGUAGACUGCUUCUGGUUAUCAGGUGGCUGCAUUCGGGUAUACUGAAUUGUUAAUAUUAGCCGUUUGGUUAAACAUCAUGUUGAUCGUCCUCAUAUCUUUUCAAUGUAACCAAUUUAGAUUCUUUACAGUCUAGUAUAUUCCAGUAAUAUCUUACUGUGAUCCUAUCAUCCUCUCUGUUUGUCUCAAUCUGUUUAGAGGAUCCUGGACUGGUAGUAAGUCGCUCUUCCCAAUUUUUUCUCAAUUGAAUGGUUGUUUAACUGAAGCUAGUCCAAGAGACUACCGAACAGAUGUUCAUGCUCAACUUUUCAUUUUCAUAAUCGGUUCUGAUGACAAUUUUUUUCAGCGACAAUUGUAAUGGUUACUUGGUUUCAUUCUGGGCCAAAGUUCCAUACAAUACCAAGAAAUGCCCUCAAUGGCCCAUGUUGGGGUUCAGAAAUGACAGGCUAUUGCAACUUGCCAUUUUGGUUUUAUGCUAAACCGAUUUGAGCACCAAGAAGCAAAGUUACGAGACUUGAAAGAACUAUGAUUUUAAAUGAACAAAAGCUGCUGAUGAUCAUGCCCAUGGCCAUACGCAAAAGCAAUUGACACAGAUGGAAUGAAUGGGAGAUACGUCUACAGCUCAAUAGAGAAGCCAAGUAAGCAGUUGUGUGAAAUUUUCCCAAAACAUUCCCUCUUGAAACAAGAAAUUCA